Molecule: messenger RNA, 387 nt
Organism: Exophiala aquamarina CBS 119918
Lineage: Eukaryota; Fungi; Ascomycota; Eurotiomycetes; Chaetothyriales; Herpotrichiellaceae
Exons: 1
Source: RefSeq, a predicted model, not a curated record
CCAAGUCGAUCGCAGCUGUUGAAAACAGCGACAGACUGUGUGAACAGGUUCAGCAAUGGCAAGUCUUACGACAUUCUUGCUAUUCGAAGCGCAAAAUGCUGCCACGAAAUCGGUCCCCCUUGUAUGGGAGUGCCGGCACCUUUGACGAAGGAAGAAUAUGGAGGCUGGUGGGACUCGUUCACACCGAAGGUGUGGCCCAAUGGUAUGGAGCUUUGGGUGGAUAAGGAACGGGAACCGGUUGUCGACGAGCAUAGCCGCCACGUGGUUUUAUACUGCAAGAGUCGAGCUGAGUCCUACAAAGGGGUCUACGAAGGGACAUACGUAUUCAACAUCACCGUUAGCGAAGAUGGAGAAAUGGUGGAUGACAUUGUUGAGUUCCUCGACAGC